UCUAUCAGUGUGUAUAUGCGCGAUUUGCCCCGAGUCCGCGCCUCGACUUGAUGACAUGGCGUCCUAGCGCUGCACGGGCCAAGUCGCACGUCCUCGGUGGAGAGGCUCUCACCCCGUCGUCGAAUCAGCUGCAUCCCAAGAUGCCAAGAUCACGAGAAGGAAGGACAUGAUAAACUGUGGCCGAUGAAGAAGAGAGCACGAACGCGAGCACGAGUACGAGCAGGAGUACGAACAAGAGCAAGCGGCUUCGUCGAGGAAAGCGAGAAGAAACGACGACGAGGCGGCAGCAGCAAUACCAAUAAAAAGAUCAACACUAGAUCUGAUGUUAGCGGACAUUAACGGUAACUUGGCGGAUCUGAGAAGUGAAGCGAUGGCAUCGCAGAGAUUUUGUCUGCGCUGGAAUAAUCAUCAAAGUAAUCUACUCUCCGUUUUCGACCAACUACUCCAUGACGAGUCGUUUGUCGACGUUACGCUGGCCGUCGAGGGUCAGCUACUCAGGGCACAUAAGAUGGUGCUGUCGGCGUGUAGCCCCUACUUUCAGGCCCUUUUCGUCGGGCACCCCGACAGGCACCCAAUAGUCAUUCUCAAGGAUGUCCCCUACGUGGACAUGCGCAGUCUUUUGGACUUCAUGUACCGCGGGGAGGUCAGCGUCGAUCAGGACAGACUAACUGCCUUCCUGAGAGUCGCUGAAUCCCUCAGGAUAAAGGGCCUGACCGAGGUAAACGAGGACAAGUGCGACUUGCCUAGUAUUACCUCUUCGUUGCUUGGCAAUCAAAACACAGUACCUCCACCGCCGCCGAACCUGCAUAGAAUAAACCAAAUCGGGCCUCACCAUCACGUUUCGCAGAAGAGGAUGCACCAUAUGUCGAGCCAUCCUCUACUUGGUUCGGCAUUAUCCGCGCCAAAGAGGAAAAGAGGCAGACCUAGGAAACUGAGCGGCUCGUCCGACACGCCGAUCGGCGAGAUCUCCGGCCAGGAACUUCAGUCCUGUUCCGGGGCGGAUCUUGUCCAGGGCUCGCCCGAGAUGAUGGAAAUGAAGAUGAGUAUCGACUUUCAAAGUGAGAGUAAUACCGGUAACUCCGGUAGAAGCGGGAGCACCGGUAACGCGAAUAGUAACAACGUGAGCAGCAAUAACGUCGGGAACUCGGCAUCGACGGGGACCGCCCUGUCGUCGUCGAGAAAGGACGAACCAACGGAGAAUGGUACUGACACGCCUGAGUCGCUGACACCUCGCGUCAAACGGGAACCCGAACCGACGCCUAGUACCUCUGCCCAAGCCUCUGACGAGACGUUCGCACGACCACACAGUAGACAAGGGAGCGAGGGUUUCAAACAAGACUUGGAGGAGACGUCGAGUGGCGGUGGCUCGCAGUCACCGACUCACAUUCGCAUCAACUUCGAGCGAUGCUUUCGCAAAGAAUACAGCGCGUCGUCUCUACAGGGGAAAACGUCAACGGCGGGUACAACCGGGUCAAUGGAGGACUCGCAGCAAUACUCCGAUUCCGAAUCGGAGCAGAAAGUGUCGAAAGACAAUUUGAGCAGUGCCAUAUUCAAUCUGGUCGCGGUCGGUGAGUCGGAGAUCAGUCAGAGCGACUUCGAGGGAUCGUUUAAAGUCGAGAAUGAAAGAACGGAGGGUUCGGUACGGGACUUCUGCGUGAAAGAGGGCGACGUGUACCGAUGCACCGUGUGCCAUCGUACCUACACACACAUCAGCAAUUUCUGCCGGCACUACGUCACCUCACACAAGCCUAAUGUCAAGUACUAUGCUUGCCCGGUUUGUUUCAAGGAGUUCACGCGGAAAGAUAAUAUGGUUGCCCACGUUAAGAUCAUACAUAGCCUUAAGCCGCAUAUGAGCCUUAGCAGCAGUGGCAGCAGUAGCAUGGGCCAGCAGCGGUAGACCGCUGCCGGUGUAUCAUCUUUUUUCAGGCUACGCUCCCUGGCCCUUUCCCUUCGUUCUGUCUAUUGAGAAUUGAAACUAAUAAUUCCAAUCAGUUAUAAGAAGAUACACGAAUAAAUGGGGCGGUCGAGAACCUCGAUUACGAUAGCAUUGUUUUCGGCAGUCACGUUCGACAAAAGUGAUAAAAAAGAGAAUCAAUUCUUGAAUUGAGAUCCUCAAUUAUCUCAUUGAUACAAGUAUCUCAUGAAUUAACAGCUCUGUUGACGAUGAAAUUACGAAUCGCUGUUACCAUCGUCGUGCAGUCAUCGAUUACUAAGUAGUCGACAAAAAUACUUGAUUGACUGUUGUCGUCGCAGGUAAGAGUCGGGGAACGUUGCACAAGAAAGGGAUAACGACACAGAAAAAAUAAAAAUAUUGUGUGAGAAGCUCAGAAGAGAUGCGAGCAUAUGCGUCACAGUGGCUUUCCGAAUAAAUCUGUGCGGCUGUAAAAAGGAAAUAAUGUUUCGAACGAACAAAGAGAGAACAAGUAGUAAAUAGAUUGUCACACUGACGAUAAAGUUAUAAUUUAAGCUAGCGGAAACGAAUUAAGAAAGGACCAUUACGGACGUAGUCAAUCAAAUGUACAAGUUUUAAAUACUUUAUCAUCCUUGAUACCGUAGGUAGUUGUUAGGCGAAAUCUUUUUACAAUUUAAUAAACAACAGACGAUUAACGAGAAGCUGAAUCUAAAGAUAUUUUCAUGGACGCGGGGAAAAUUCAAUGGCGGACCAUGCGUUUGCUGCAGCUCAAAUAGAUUUCCCCGUUUUCAUGGAUCAACAUUCAACAGUAACAAGAAAAAACGGAAAUUUUAAUAUACGUAUGAUAAUAAUCGUAGCAGCUAGUAAAAUCAAAUACAAAUAGAACACAGUACCUCUGAUCAUUCGAGCUAUGAAUUUCUUUUAAAAUUGAAUCAAUUAACUCGUAAUUAUUAUAUCGGAUAGCUACUAGUUUUCUCUUGUUUCGUUCGAAAGUGUGAACUUUCGAACGAAAUGGAGGUGGUGUGUACAUGUACAUCCCCGACCGUUUCGCAAACCGAAAGUUUCCUUUCUCGACAAAAAGAAAAUUAUUUGAAUUUAUACGCGUGAAACGCGUAAUGGGCAUUAAGUUACAAAACAAAACGAGCUUUACCGCGUCCUUUCUCUUCAAGGGAAGUCGUGAAUAUUAAACAAACGGAAGAAGAAAAAAGAAAGCGAACGUAAGAGAAAGAUACGCGCAUACAAAGAGUUUAUACAUAUACGUUUGAACCGGUGUUACUCGUUUAGUCGUCUCAACGUAGUUCUACGACGACGGGGAUCAGUUAAAAUGAACAAAAAUAAUAAAAAUGAAACAAGAAAGCAAAGUAAUAAUUGCAAAAGAAACGUGAGUCCAAAUCAACAAAGAGUAUAUUUACUAUUAUGUGACUGUUAUAUUACGGAGAGAAUCAAACGGUGUCGCAUGUAGCAUCGAAAAUAUACAUAAAUAAGUACGUUUAUCGAAGUUUAAACGUCGGAUACAUGCACACACGAUAUAAAUAAGGGAACCACAGUAGACUGAGUAAAUGCAAUAUAUAUGUACGAUGACCGUUCGCCAUGUUGUUGAGCCGUUGAAGCUGUUGUCAAGCUGCCGAGCCUGAUUCGGAGUUAUAUAGUAGCGUAAUAGGGAGCCAAGGUGGAGAGAAAAGGAGUCCACGGUUAGGGCAAGAGGGAAGAACGGAAGAUAGUUAAAUGGGGAUAUUAACGGAACGGGGCAUGCAAUUCUUGAAAGACUGCAGAGGGACGGUUUUAACGACACCAAAUACAAGAUAGUACUGACAUUGGAUAGACUGAAGGCACUUUAGUAGUAACUUAACGCCAUAUCGUACUGUACCGUACUCGAUUGAACAAGAAAGAAAAAGAAAAAGCAUUUGUGCUUAGAGAGCCCAGUACAACUGGUGACAGUUUUACUGCUAUAUAUUCUAUAUAAUCAGUAUACUAUAUAAUAUAUAUUAUUUUUUAGAACGGAAAAAGAAUUUUAAUCGUUACCCACGCAAAUAGUAAAUAUCCGUUCAUUUAUUUCCUGUUCGACUUGAAGAGGAAUCGUGGGACUAAUAAGAUUAUAUAAUUAUAUAUUAACGAUUUUCGAAUCUGUUAUUCGUAAAUUCGUGAUCGCGACUAAAGCUGAUCGUUAAAUCAUAGAUUCCCUUAUUUGUAAAUGUUAAAUUCUAAAUAACGUGAGACAAGGAUGUGCGUGUCCAGGGUCAUAGAAAUUUUAUCGUUGUUAAAAAUAUAUCCUUGUCUUGCUUGUUACGAGUUUUAUAGAACCUAUGAUAUACAUAUUCUUUUUAUGUAUUUUAUUCAAAGUUCUUUGAAAAAUUUCUCUUUCAGUCUACAAGAUUAUAGUCUGCACGUACGUAAAACAUAAUUAAUAAUGUACUCGAGCGGUUCGAUUGCUGUUCAAAAGGGAUACGGCUACAGUGAUGGUAUAUAGGCUUAGUCGCGAAAGACAGCACUAAAAAUAUGAUCGUAGCUUACUAUAUUUUGCACUUUACACUUUGUCGAAUCCUCUCUAGUCGGACUUUCGUUCAUAGAUCGAUUGUUUAGGAUUAUAUGAACGAGCACGUGUGAAUCGGAGAGGACGCGAAAACGAUUUAUAUACAAAUUUUUUCACUAGUUGGGCAUAGACAUUAGACGACUAGAGGCUAUAUAAUAAUAAUUAUAAAUAUUAUCACUGCUACUAUUAAUUAAUUGUAAACAUAACGGAGACCUUCGUUGUUAUUUUAAUUAAAUGGGAUUUCGAGACGAAGAGAGAAAAGAUAGGGAGGAGAUGGGGCAGGGAAACAAAGAGAAGGCACGAAGCGUGAUUUGUUUAUUACGCGAUCUCGUGUUCGAUCGCCCACGAUUGACCAGUGUUGUUCGUUCGUUAUUUCAAGAGAUAUCUAGCGUGUUGCAAAGAUAAAAAAUAAAAGUUUUAGUCAUAAGAAUUACGGAGACAGAAACCGAAAGACGCGAUCGGUCGUCUCCGGACACGAUUACGCGUACUUUUAGGACGAUAGAGGGAUACAAUAUUAGUUAGGCAGGCAGCAAUGU
This is a messenger RNA of Ceratina calcarata, 4978 nucleotides long. RefSeq names its product zinc finger and BTB domain-containing protein ttk (gene ttk). The record is from RefSeq and is a predicted model, not a curated record. The transcript is spliced from 5 exons. Gene Ontology annotation, cellular component: nucleus. Gene Ontology annotation, biological process: regulation of transcription by RNA polymerase II. NCBI's taxonomy places the organism in Eukaryota, Metazoa, Arthropoda, Insecta, Hymenoptera, Apidae. Bases 323 to 1897 code for a protein of 524 amino acids. Gene Ontology annotation, molecular function: protein binding.